AUGACGUUUUGCUACAGCACCCUCUUGGUCAUCCUCUUUGUUCACUUCUUCUCCACUUGCAAUGCUGCCAAUUCAAAUCUUUUCCGCGAGUACAUUGGGGCUGAAUCUGCCUCAGUCAAGUUAUCCGACGUGCCAAUAAACUCACAAGUUGAAUUCCAUUUCAUCCUGGCUUUUGCUAUUGAUUACACAACCAAUAAUAAUCAUCCAUCCCCUACAAAUGGAGAGUUCAAUGUCUUCUGGGAGACCAACCAUCUCGGUCCAGCCAAAAUCGCCUCAAUUAAGGAUCAUCAUGCCAAUGUCAAGGUAGGUGUCAGCUUGGGUGGUGACAGUGUUGGUAAAGACAAAGCCUUUUUUGCACCAAAAUCAAUCAACUCUUGGGUCAAAAUUGCGGUCUCUUCACUAACUAGUAUGAUCAAACAUUACAACUUAGAUGGCAUCGAUAUUGACUACGAGCACUUCAAAUCAAACCCUGAAAUCUUCGCAGAAUGCAUUGGACAACUUAUAACAGAACUCAAGAAAAGUGGUACAAUUUCAUUUGCUUCAAUUGCUCCCUAUGACGAUGGGGUGGUGCAAAAUCAUUACUUGGCUUUGUGGAGGAAGUAUGGGAAUGUCAUUGACUAUGUGAACUUCCAAUUCUAUGCUUAUGAUAAGAUUGGUGUUUCGCAGUUCGUAAGCCAUUUUAAUGAGCAAGCUUCUAACUAUGGAGGAGGUCAGAUUUUAGCUGGCUUUGAGAGUGGUGGUGGAGGUGGCUUAGGCCCUGACAAUGGUUUUUUCCAAGCCUGCCAAGAGUUGCAGGGGAAAGGGAAACUUGGUGGUAUUUUUGUGUGGUCCGCUGAUGAAUCAACAAAAAGUGGCUUCAAAUACGAGAAGGCGUCUCAAGAUCUGUUGGCGUCGGGUUGAUCAGAUUGUAUGUAGCUAGCAGCAGUUGUGUUGUGUUGUGUGUGUGAGUAUAUGUGUUUGUGUGUGUUAUUCAUGGCAACAUUUUAUGUGCGCCUUUGUGGUGUGUGUGUAUGUGUGUGUUUGACAAAGCAAUAAUGUGC
Molecule: messenger RNA, 1040 nt
Organism: Ilex paraguariensis (yerba mate)
Lineage: Eukaryota; Viridiplantae; Streptophyta; Magnoliopsida; Aquifoliales; Aquifoliaceae
Source: the annotation of a GenBank genome assembly